GAAGUCGUCGUGUUACUUUUUUUCCUCCUCCUCCUCCUACCGCUGCUUUUUCAGUCUUACGAAAAACAAGAAAAAAACUAAGCAACCGUAACUUCUUUCAACACCGUGAGGGAAGACUUGGACGCUGCGUUUGAGACUCUGUCGUGUAACUUUACUGUCAUUCGAGGAAAACAGCGAAGAAAGAAAUGGUCACAACAGGAGAGAGAAGAAGUGGACGCACGUUCGGGGUACAAAAGGAUGUUUUAUGUUGAGAAUCUUCAUCUUUAUCCCAAGAUGAGUCCCACUUUCAUAAUAUUUCCCUCAUCUUCAUUGCAUCCUAAUAACUUUUUCAGCAAAGCAAACCAAAAAAGUGUGACUCUGUGUCUGUGAUCAUGCUCUUGUGAUGACACACCAGCUGCCCUUCCCAUAUCCCAUUCCUAUUGUCUGUAACAAGGACACAUCUCCCCAUUCAGACCCUGUCCUCCCGAUCCAACCUCCCUUUCAGUUUAUGUGCCAUGAUCCGCAAGAGAAGCUCUCUGAUUCUCUGUGGGACGUUCCUGUUCAUCACCUGGAACGCUAUACUGGUUCUGCUGCUGUGGAGCAGACCUCCCCCCAGCCAGCCAGGUGAAUUGGCUGGGGACCAGGGGGAGGCAGUGGUACAGCCCACCAGCGACGUGGUGGCAGACGUGCUCCGCAUGGUAGACACGUUUGAAGUCGAGCUGGAAAGACAGAAAAAAAUCCUACUGCAGAUCCUAAGUCAGCGUUCACUGUGGGAGCCGUCAAACAGAAACAGACCGAAGGUCGUCUCCCGCCCGCCUGUCAUCCCAAUCCUGGUUAUUGCCUGUAACAGGGUUACUGUGAGGCGUUGCUUGGACAAACUGCUGGAGCAUCGGCCUUCAGCAGAGCUCCAUCCAAUCAUAGUGAGUCAAGACUGUGGCCACGCUGAGACAGCUGAGGUCAUCCGCUCGUAUGGCAGCAAAGUAACUCAUCUGAAACAGCCGGACCUGUCAGACAUCGCAGUCCGGCCAGAGCACAAGAAGUUUCAGGGUUACUACAAGAUCUCCAGACAUUACCACUGGGCCCUCAACCAAGUGUUCAAGACCCUGUCCUACUCCUCUGUGGUGGUAGUAGAGGAUGACCUGGAGGUGGCGCCAGACUUCUUUGAGUACUUCCGAGCCAUGCACCCUCUCCUGAAAUCUGACCCUAGUUUGUGGUGUGCGUCAGCCUGGAAUGACAACGGCAGGGACGGAUACGUAGAUCCGGGAAAGGCUGACCUGCUCUACCGGACUGACUUCUUUCCCGGUCUGGGCUGGAUGCUCCUCAGUGAGCUGUGGGAGGAGCUGGAGCCCAAGUGGCCUGCGUCGUUCUGGGACGACUGGAUGCGUCAACCAGAGCAGCGCCGUAACCGUGCCUGUAUCCGCCCAGAGAUCUCACGAACUUUAACCUUUGGCCGGCAGGGUGUGAGCCUGGGUCAGUUCUAUGAUAAGUACCUGAAGUACAUUAAACUGAACUCUGAAUUUGUGCCUUUUACAAAGUUAGACCUAAGUUACUUGAAGGAGGAGACAUACCGAGUGAACUUUGAGAAGGAGGUUUACAGUGCUCCUGUUGUCACAUAUGAAGAUGUGAAACAGGGACAGCUGAAAGGACUGGGGCCUUUCCGCCUUCAGUACUCCAGUAAGGACAGUUUCAAAGUCAUGGCCAAACACCUGGGGAUCAUGGAAGACUUAAAGUCUGGAGUCCCGAGAGCAGGAUACAGAGGGGUGGUCAGUUUUAUCUCCAAAGGACGGAGAAUCUACCUGGCCCCUCCUCCAGGAUGGACCCAGUAUGAUCCCACCUGGAGCUGAUCCCCUUGAAUUAAGCAACUUUUCUCUAAAUGUGAGUUAGGGAGAGUUUUUUUUUUUUCCAGACCAAAGAGCAAUGCCGUUGCAGAUUAGUUUGACUGAAUGAAAAGUUUUCCUGUGUUUGAUAAUGCAGAAUGGAUUGUCCUCUUCCCACUGUAGCGGUUCCUGCCAAUACCACUCAGGUGUCUUUCAUUAUUCCAAAAAUAUUUCUUAACACCUAAACAGUUUGUGAGACAAACCUGCUGUAAAACAUACAGAGAUCUAUUUUUCUAUGAUGCUUCUAGUGCACAUGACAUUCAUUAAUGCAUUCAAUGCAAUUACCUAAUUUGCCACUUUUUGUUUUAAAUUAUUUGCAGUUACUGGUAACUUUGUCUUAACUGUUUAAGUCUGGUACAAGUGUAAAUGUAUAAUCUGUGGUAUGGUUGCAGAUGGUGGUGGUGACAGGUCAUGAUUGCAGUAUAAUCUAUGUUUAAUUUUGAUUGUUUUUGUCUUCUAUGGAAAUCGGUUCUUCCAGGUUUUAAUGUCUGAUUAAUUUUGUUUAAGCAUUUUUCAUUGUACCUGCAGGUUUAUAAGCUUGCGAAGCUACAACAUCUGUGUGUUUAUAUUUUUGGAAUAAAAAAAAUGCACAAUAUUACAGCAA
This is a messenger RNA of Sphaeramia orbicularis (orbiculate cardinalfish), 2460 nucleotides long. RefSeq names its product alpha-1,3-mannosyl-glycoprotein 2-beta-N-acetylglucosaminyltransferase a (gene mgat1a). The record is from RefSeq and is a predicted model, not a curated record. Gene Ontology annotation, biological process: protein N-linked glycosylation. Gene Ontology annotation, cellular component: Golgi apparatus. Lineage: Eukaryota; Metazoa; Chordata; Actinopteri; Kurtiformes; Apogonidae. Gene Ontology annotation, molecular function: alpha-1,3-mannosylglycoprotein 2-beta-N-acetylglucosaminyltransferase activity. The transcript is spliced from 3 exons. The coding region runs from base 495 to 1823 and encodes 442 amino acids.